Messenger RNA from Lachancea thermotolerans CBS 6340, 1050 nucleotides. RefSeq names its product Yea4p (gene YEA4). Gene Ontology annotation, molecular function: UDP-N-acetylglucosamine transmembrane transporter activity. Gene Ontology annotation, cellular component: Golgi membrane; endoplasmic reticulum membrane. The coding region runs from base 1 to 1050 and encodes 349 amino acids. NCBI's taxonomy places the organism in Eukaryota, Fungi, Ascomycota, Saccharomycetes, Saccharomycetales, Saccharomycetaceae. The transcript has a single exon. The record is from RefSeq and is a predicted model, not a curated record. Gene Ontology annotation, biological process: transmembrane transport.
AUGGAGAGCACGAAGUUUGUCAAGCUUCGCAGGCUACCCAUGAAGCUGUUACUGCCACUAUCAUCAAUAUUUGGGGGUUGCUGCUCGAACGUGUAUACGCUUGAGCGGAUCAUGGCUAGCACUCCACACAAUAUGGGUAACAUUGUAACGUUUAUGCAGGUCCUGUUUGUCGCGCUCAAGACUCUUCCAGAGUUUUUGGAAUUUCGCAAUCCUCCGACAUUCUUAAAAAGACGCAAAAUUCCUUUUAAAAUUCAUCUACUGUCGGUACUCUUAUUUUUACUGGGCACUGUAUCCAACAACAGUGUUUUCGCAUUCGGAGUUUCUGUUCCUUUGCACAUCGUCUUCCGCAGCUCGGCAACCGCUAUUACAAUGGUUCUUAGCUGGGCCAUAGGACAAAGAACUUACACCCAGAAACAGGUAUGCUCUGCUAUUCUUAUGACGACCGGCGGAGUUGUCACAAUAAUUUACAGAUCGUCUGAAUUCUCAAUUGAAAGCUUGAAAGUUGCAAAUAUGUCUUCUGUUAAGGCGGGAGAGGGGACUGGGCUGCUAUUGCUUAUCAGCUCUUCCAUUCUACUCUGUUCAUAUUCUUUGUUGAAUGAUUGGACAUACAGAACAUACGGCAAGCAUUGGAAAGAAAGCCUUUUCUAUAUGCAUUUGCUAAGCCUCCCGUUAUUGCUUGUCAAUUGGAGGCAGUUGAGGGAGGAGUUUAGAUAUCUGAUACAUGGCGCCAAAAUGGUUUCAAUUCCAUUUACUAACGCUAAAGUCCCCCCUGCAGUAAUUAUGAUGGUGGGAAAUGUUGUGACUCAAUCCAUCUGCAUUGAGGGUGUUAGCGCCCUAGCAAGCAUAACGGAUGCUCUUACAGUUUCUGUCAUCCUUCUUUUGCGAAAGCUGUCCAGUUUACUGCUAAGUGUUUAUCUUUUUGAUAAUAGUCUAUCAUGGACUGCACUGAUCGGGACGGUUACGGUUUUUAUAGGGGCACUGAUGUAUAUACUCUCAGCAGCCCCAUCUAGCGAUAUCGGCAAGGGUUCAAAAGGUGUGAAGUCGUUGUAG